Molecule: messenger RNA, 393 nt
Organism: Symbiodinium pilosum
Lineage: Eukaryota; Dinophyceae; Suessiales; Symbiodiniaceae
Source: the annotation of a GenBank genome assembly
AUGGUCUUCUUGGACAUUUUGUGCAUCGCGCAGCACGAUGAGAAGCUGAAGAAGAAGGGCAUCAUGGGCUUGGGUGCUUUCUUGGUGAACAGCAAGAGCCUGGUGGUUCUCUGGACUCCCCGGUAUUUUAGCCGUUUAUGGUGCACAUUCGAGAUUGCCACCUUCAUGAAAGACCCGGAGCAAAGAGGACACAUCCAGUUCAUGCCGCUCAAGAUGGGAGCGCAAGUCAUCCUUUCAUCUAUCUUCUGGCACAUAAUUGGCUUCAGCUAUGCGGCAUUUUACAUGACCAACCAGGCGCACCUGCCUUCAGCCAUGUGUGUGUAUUCGUAUGGAAGGCUUGAAUGCUUGUCCUCUUGGAAGCAUAGCCAGUCUUUCCCAAGUUUUGUUUCCUAA